This is a messenger RNA of Biomphalaria glabrata, 1071 nucleotides long. RefSeq lists its product as uncharacterized. NCBI's taxonomy places the organism in Eukaryota, Metazoa, Mollusca, Gastropoda, Planorbidae. Bases 91 to 927 code for a protein of 278 amino acids. The transcript is spliced from 6 exons. The record is from RefSeq and is a predicted model, not a curated record.
AAAUGUGUUUAUUUACAAGUGUUAUGUGCACAUUUUUAAUUCAAAAAGUUUAGGUCUACUUUUAGUGGAGUUUCUCUCGGAGCAAAAUACAUGUACAGAAAAAUGACUACAUUCCAAUUCAGAAUUACAGGUUUAAUAUUUGCGCUGUUCAACUCGGGUGUGCUAUCUUUCAAACAGCGCCAACUAGCUGUGAGUCCUUUUACGCCUGGUCAGUUCCCAAUCAAUUCUAUCGUUGUGGACCCUAAGGACGACAAAUCCCCUUUACAUUCUACUGUAUUUUAUCCAGAAGUCGUUGGUACUUUCAUUCCAAUCUAUUUCAUUGGUGGACUUUAUGGUCACGUGUUGUCGGAAGACUACAGCGAUUUUCUGACGGAAGUAGCCAGUCACGGAUUUAUCGUCAUCGGAAUGGACCCGAACUCUCCCUUAUUAGACAGAUAUCAGAUGCACGAGUCGAGAGAGAAGAAAUUAGACUUAUACCUACAACAAAUGAAAUGGUUGGCAGAGCACAUGGGGAACAAGACAAAGUCUGUGGCCGACUGGAGCAGACCGGUACUGAUGUGUCAAUCAGCCGGAUGUGACGACACUCUCGAGAUGAUCCAUCAAAAUAGAAGCAUUGCUAAGGCUUCUGUUUUUAUUGACCCGGUCAGUGUCCACUCACUCGACAUGAAGAUAAUACCAUCCAAAAUAGCCGUGUUAACAUACAUGGCGGAACUGUCCGAGGCGUUUCCCUACUGCUGCAUAGCAGGCAUGGGAUGGAAUAAGAUCUAUGACCUAAUGACUUGCGUCAAGGUCAGGAUGGAGGUCAAGAAAUUCGGACACUGUGAUUUGUUAACCACGCGGCCUGGGCACUCUGUCACGACACCAAGAUCUGCCGGACAACCGAUGACUCCAGGCUACAGGAGUACAGAAGCUUUACCACCGGGAUAGUGGUGGCCUUUCUGCAGUGGACAGUGUUUGGUAUUUCGGACAUGGCCAAAUAUGUCACGCAACCAGCCUUGAUGCCGUUGACUUUAAAAGAUUUUGCUUUUAAUGUAACUUGCUCUACCUAGCCGAGUUUGAAACUCCCUGAGU